Molecule: messenger RNA, 2435 nt
Organism: Chiloscyllium plagiosum (whitespotted bambooshark)
Lineage: Eukaryota; Metazoa; Chordata; Chondrichthyes; Orectolobiformes; Hemiscylliidae
Product: serotransferrin-B-like
Biological process (GO): antibacterial humoral response; iron ion transport
Cellular component (GO): extracellular region; plasma membrane; recycling endosome
Source: RefSeq, a predicted model, not a curated record
GUCAUUUCUAGACAUUAUAAAGGAGACAGAGAACACAGAAAUCCUAUCACAAGCCUUCGCUGGUUUGUGACAGAAGUCCCACUCCUCUGUUCUUCAAUCCACAGUUUGGCAAGAUGACUUCUCUGCAUGCUGCUUUGCUCUUGGGAAUUAUUUCCCUUUCAUUUGCUGUUGAGUCAAGCAUCAAGUGGUGUACAGUUUCUCCACAAGAGACAAGGAAAUGCGAGGAUUUAAAAAGCCACAUGUUAAAUGAAGGCUUCUCCAACUUUAAAUGUGUGCAGAAGGAUAGUCCUGGAACCUGUUUGAGUGCCAUCAAGAAUCGAGAAGCAGAUGCUAUAACUGUGGAUGCUGGAGAUAUCUACAAGGGAGGUCUCUUGCCUGAACCACGCCUGAAACCUAUUGCAGCUGAGAAUGUCACAGGCGAAUCCUGCUACUAUGCUGUAGCAGUGGUAAAGAAAGGCAGUGGCUUUGAUAUCAGUCAGCUGAAGGGCAAGAAGUCAUGCCACACUGGUUUGGGUAAAUCUGCUGGAUGGAAUAUCCCAGUUGGCACCAUUCUGAAACGUUUUGGAGAAAGUUUCAAUAACGAAGAUCCCAUUGAAAAAUUUGUGGCACAAUUCUUUUCCAGCAGCUGUGUUCCAGGUGCCCCUAAAACUUUCCCUCGUCUUUGUAAACUCUGCAAUGGAACAGGAACAAAUCACUGCCAGCGAUCACAUAACGAACCCUAUUAUGAUUAUUCAGGAGCAUUUCAAUGCUUGAAGGAUGGAAAAGGAAAUGUAGCCUUUGUGAAACAUACCACAGUGCCAGCUGCUGAGAAGGCAAACUAUGAGCUCCUGUGCUUAGAUGAUACCAGAAAGGCAGUCGAUAAAUACAAAGAGUGUAACUGGGCAAAAGUGCCAGCUCAUGCAGUGGUCGUAAGGAGCGGAACUGUUGAAGAUGCGAAAAAUAAUGAGAUCUGGAGAUUCCUCUCGACAGCCCAGAAAAGAUUUGGGCCACAGAGUCAGGGAACAUUUAAACUUUUCAGUUCAUCACAAUAUGGACGGAAGGAUUUGAUGUUUAAAGAUGCGACGGAACAACUGAUUCACCUUCCCAAAGCAACUGAUUACCUUCUGUACCUUGGCACGAAUUAUGUAAAUGCUCUGAAAACCAUUACCAAAGAGCCCGGUAGCUUGAGUGAUAAGAUACGCUGGUGUACAAUUGGUGAUGCUGAAAAGAAUAAGUGCGACAUGUGGACAUCAGUAAACUGUGUCUCAGGUGACAACGCUGAGGACUGCAUCAAACAGGUUAUGUCUGGUGUUGCUGAUGCAGUAAGUCUUGAUGGUGGGCAAGUCUAUGUUGGAGGAAAGUGUGGCCUUGUUCCAGUUAUGGCAGAGCAUUAUGACAAAAAAAAUCUUAAUCCAUGCAGCUCACCAACGAAUACAAAAAUACCCUCUUACUAUGCUGUGGCAGUUAUAAAGGAUCAUAGCCUGAACUGGGAGAAACUGAGAGGGAAGACGUCCUGUCAUACAGCUAUUGGCCGGACUGCAGGCUGGAACGUUCCCAUGGGAUACCUGAUCAACAAAAAUAAAAUCAGAGCUUGUGAUGUUUAUAAUUCAACCUAUUUUAGUUCGAGCUGUGCUCCUGGAGCGGAUAAGAGUGUUUACCCCAAACUGUGCUCCCUUUGUGUUGGUACUGGAAAGCCGUUGGAUACAGAAAGCAAAUGUGUAGCUAACAACAAUGAACGAUACUUCAGCUACAGUGGAGCCUUCAGGUGCAUGGCAGAAGCAGGUGAUGUUGCUUUCGUCAAACAUACCACCGUGCCAGAGAACACUGACGGGAACGGACAUCUCAGUUGGAAUGAGAAUCUGAAAUCUGCGAACUAUCGCCUCCUGUGCAAGGAUGGUAGUACAGCACCAAUCUCUGACUACUUGACCUGUAACCUGGCUGAAGUGCCAGCACAUGCCGUUAUGACACGACAUGGGAUGGAAAAGAAAAUUGUCAAUCUGCUGAAAGCUGAACAGAAAAAAUAUGGCCGUAGUGGAAUCUCAAAAGAGACUUUCAACAUGUUCAGCUCGGAUACAUUUUCGGGCAAGGACCUUCUUUUCAAGGACUCUACUCAGUGCCUCAUUGAAGUCCCCAAAAAAGACUACAAAAACUUCCUGGGUGAUGAUUAUAUUGCCUCAUUGAAUGGGCUCCAUGCCUGCAAAACUCCUGAGUUAUUGGAAGCUUGUUCCUUUGCUACUUGCUGAACCCUACUGUGGCAGCUGGAUGGAGGUUUAUUGACGAGGUGAUCUUCCAUUCUCUCCAUCUGAUACAAAUCUGGCUGCAAUAAUAUCUGCACGUUGCCUGCCUGAAUUCUUCUUUUGCAUUGAUCGGUUUACAAUAGAUAUGUCGCUGCAGUGGAAACAGAGGAGUUGGGACUUGAUUGUAUUUCUAUAACACAAUAAAUCUUUCAGCACUGA